Molecule: messenger RNA, 2613 nt
Organism: Seriola dumerili (greater amberjack)
Lineage: Eukaryota; Metazoa; Chordata; Actinopteri; Carangiformes; Carangidae
Gene: zdhhc1
Product: zinc finger DHHC-type containing 1
Exons: 11
Coding region: 558-2207 (549 amino acids)
Biological process (GO): peptidyl-L-cysteine S-palmitoylation; protein targeting to membrane
Cellular component (GO): endoplasmic reticulum; Golgi apparatus
Molecular function (GO): protein-cysteine S-palmitoyltransferase activity
Source: RefSeq, a predicted model, not a curated record
GGCAGCAGUAGCUAGGCUAACAGCCUAACAGGCUGGUUAAAGGGACAGUUAACUCACCAGCGGCCGAUAAAUAUUUAAAAAUCUCUCCCGUCAAAAAUCAAACGUUACAGCCGGUGUCUGACUCACGACCCGCGGUCACCGCUUUACCGUCUUUCGGCGCUGGAGAGCUCGCAUGGCGGCAGCGGAGUCCGACUGACGAGGCUAAUGCUAGAUGUGGUGGCUAGCCCGCUAACCAGUCACCAGACCGACGCGUUACACAAAUAUUAGUAAAAGUCUUCAUGUGCUCGGUCAGCAGGGAGCUGGCUCCUCGGUGUCUGCAGCUGGAAUGGAUGUGAGUUAACGGCUGGACUGGGACGGUCUGACCCGGAACUGUGGCUCUCUUGACGGAGUCUGGGUGUCGAGUUGACCCCCCCCCCAGCAGCAGCAGCAGCAGCAGCAGCAGCAGCCCGGUGCUCUAAGACCGGGGCACGGCGGAGCUGCACGCCGCCGGUCAGGCCCGGACUCUGGGAUGAAAUGCAGCGGAGCGCAGGGCCCGUUAACCCGAGCUAAGCAGCAGGAUGGAUGUGUGCAGUAGGAACCCGAACCGCACGGCGCCGGUUGGUGAGGAUGGCCCACAACGAGUCGACGUGCCGCUCUGCUCUCGGACCAACGGCUGGACCUGGCCUCCUCAUCCCUUCCAGCUGUUGGCCUGGCUGCUCUACGUCUACUUCGCUGUCACAGGCUUCGGCGUGUUCGUCCCCCUGCUGCCGCCUCACUGGAUCCCUGCAGGCUACAUCUGUACGGGCAUCACGUUCGUGUGUCACCUGUGCGUCCACCUGAUGGCGGUGUCCAUCAACCCGGCCGACUACAACGUCAGGACCAAGACCAGCAGAGGUCCAGUCCCUGUGUUUGACCGCUCCAAACACGCACACGUCAUCGAGAACUGCCACUGCUACCUCUGCCAGGUUGACGUAGGACCGAAAUCGAAGCACUGCAGUGCUUGUAACAAGUGUGUAGCUAACUUCGACCAUCACUGUCGGUGGCUCAACAACUGUGUGGGCAGCAGGAACUACAAGUUGUUCCUCCACAGUGUGGUCUCGGCUCUGUUGGGGGUCUGUCUGGUUCUGGUCGUAUCCUCGUACGUCUUCAUUGAGUUCUUUCUGGACCCGUCCAAACUGCGCACUGACAAACACUUCCUGGUGAGGAAUGAGACAGGUUUGUGGUUCGUCUUCUUACCUGUGGCUCCGGUCAGAUCAGCAGCAGCUGUGAUUCCUGGUCUUGCUGCCGUCACCAUCGCUCUGGGUCUGCUGUCAUCAGUGCUGCUCUGUCACCUGCUCUGCUUCCACAUCUACCUGAUGUGGAACAGACUCAGUACCUAUGAGUACAUCGUGCGACAGCGUCAUCGUCAUGACAACAGGAACUCCAGGAAACCAGGACCAGUGAAGGAGACAGCAGCUCCUUCAGUCGUCAAGGAUGUGGACUACUCAGGGACUCUGGGCUACACCAACCCUCAGCUGGACGUGGAGGAUCCUACUACUGUGUCUGUGCAGGGGGAGGCAGAGUUCCUGGCUAACGGCAGAGUGAGGACUGUGUCCAGUCCUGUUGUUGAGGAAGAAGUUCCACCCACCAUCGCUGCAGAGCUGAAAGCAGCACACACACACCGACGCACACAGAAAAAGAGGAAGAAAGUUCAUAAAGUUCCAGCAGAGGUGACGAGAGAGCGCUGCCCGAGUACAGCCCCGCCCCCAGAGCCCAGCAGUCUGUCCUCUGUGUCUCUGGGUCAGCGACUUCCUUUCCCAGCAUUCCCUCUGAGGGUCUCCCUGCCCCCUCUGGCCCUCCCCUCGGGACCGGUCCAGGCCGCCGCCCCCCCAGCUGAGUACCACUCGGACUCUGCCGAGUCUCUGGAGGAGAUCCCGGUGGCGUUGGCCAAGCUGGGCUCUUCGUCCUCAGCUGCUGCCGGAGACGCCUCCUCAUCCUCGCACAGAGCGGUGCCAGCGUUCCCCCUCCCCUCCCCCCAUCCCAGGACUAAGAGGAAGGCCCCCCCCACCCGUGCUAAUAAGAGUGCAGCAGAGCUGAGGUUUGAGAUGGCGUCCAUCCAGCCUCCCACCGUGUUUGUCAGCCGGGCCAGCGGAGAGGAAGUCCUCAGUCUGGGCAGGAGGCAGGCCGGCUCCAGACCCGGGUCUCGUGCGUCGCUGGGCUCAGGUGCAGCCUCGUGGAUGGAGCGAUAACAUGAGACUCUUUUGUCUUUCUAUAGAAACGCACAACUGUCUUUAUUUCACUCACUUAUAUUUCGAAAUGUUUUUUAAUUCCGACUUUUACUUUUUAAAUCUGAUGCCAAAGGUGACAUCCUGUCUGUGCACAACCUUUAUACUUGAGGACGUGUGUUACCUGAACCACAUCAGCUGUUCAUUGUGUUAGUGGAUGUUUGACUCUCUGCCCCCUCGCCCACACACACACACACACACACACACACACACACACACACACACACACACACACACAGGAUGCCAGUGCUAAUGCUAACACCCUGGUCAGAUCUGUGGAGCUCCACAAGAACCAAUAUUAAAUCAAUCAAUGAAUAAAUACAGAAACAAACAUCAGAGAUUAAACUUUGAAUUUAAUCAUUAAAUUAUU